AACUUGGGAUCUCUCAAAAUUGGUCAUUUUAAUGAGAAGUCCGGAUUAAUCAAAUCUAUUGUUACACAUCAUUAUAAGGCAAUAUUAAGCCGUAAAGUUAAGAAAAGGGGAUCCCUUGCAGGGUUGGUUUGUAUUGGGCAUCGAGUAAGGCAGUGGUCCAAAACCAUUUUUACUUAUCCAAGUCCAAGUGUUACUGUCAUUUUUCUUGUGCUACCGUUACCUACUCAUAGCAAUACUUAUGUAGCAAGCUGA
Messenger RNA from Funneliformis mosseae, 252 nucleotides. The record is from the annotation of a GenBank genome assembly. Lineage: Eukaryota; Fungi; Glomeromycota; Glomeromycetes; Glomerales; Glomeraceae.